Messenger RNA from Helianthus annuus (common sunflower), 1701 nucleotides. RefSeq lists its product as uncharacterized. The transcript has 12 exons. Bases 39 to 1529 code for a protein of 496 amino acids. Lineage: Eukaryota; Viridiplantae; Streptophyta; Magnoliopsida; Asterales; Asteraceae. The record is from RefSeq and is a predicted model, not a curated record.
CACCACAAGGACGAACCAAGCAAUUAACUCUUAAAAAUAUGUCUAUACAGUGUACACACACAAAAAGUGUAAUCUCUCAUGGCUAUUGGUGUGAUCAAUUCCAACUAUUCGCAAAACAAGUCUUUUGCAAAUCGCUUUUGAAAUUAGGGAUUUUGCAGCAUUACAACAUCGUAAUCACAGUCUUCUUAAACAAUUAUCAACAGUUUAAUCUGUUAUCAGGGAUGAGGUGGAACAGAAUCGCAGAGUCCUCACAGGUUUUCGCAGCUUAUACUUCACUCUUCUGCUUCACACUCUUGCUCCUUCUCAAACUCGAUCACAUCCUAUCUUACUCUUGGCGGAUCGUAUUCUUCCCGCUUUUCUUAUUUCAUGUAGUUGUUGCCCGAAGCAGGUCUUCUUUACCUGGACCACUAGUUUCCUAUGGCUUUUAUAUGGCAUCGCUUCGUGUACCUAUGCUUAUUGUAUUUGAACUGCUUCUUUAUGCCUAUCUGGAGGGUGCAUAUGUAAGCUUGAAGAUUGUCUUUCUUCCAUUGUUGGCGUUUGAAGUAGCUAUUUUUGUUGACAAUUUCAGAAUGUGCACAGCUUUACUGCAAGAAUUUGAUGAAAUUUUGGUGGCACUUCCUCAUUUUUGGAUUGCUAUCUCAAUGGGAUUCUUUUUUGUUGGUACCGUGUUCACUAUUCGAAAGCUGUCUGCAGGUGACACAAGUUCUUUAAGCUGGUGGGACGUGUUCUUGUAUUUUGGAAUUGCAGAGUGCUUUGUGUUUCUUGUUUGUACAAAGUGGUGUAAUCCACUGACUCAUACAAACUCUCAAAUACGUGUAGGAAGCUCAUCGUCAAGGGCUAUUAGAUAUCUCGAUUGGAACAGUGAUAUAACGGAGUCCACCGAGGAUAUCUCCGAGAAUAGGUUGUGUGGUCUACAAGACACAGUUUGCGCUGUCAUGAAAAUUCUCAUCGUCGGUUUUCAAAUCCUCCUUUGUAUGCACUUGGAGGGUAAACCUGCUGCUGCUAGACUUGUCCCUCUUCCUGUUGUCUUCUCUCCCGUAUUGUUAGUGCAAGGAUUAGGAGUACUUUUUGCAACAUCUAAUUUGGUCGAGAAAAUUCUUCCUGGGGUCGGUACUAGAAUAUACUUUACAUAUGUUACUAGAGCUCGUGAUUCCCUUGGUUGUUUGCAACGUCGCUUCAGGCUGUUUGGUAGGUGGUCAACUGAGGUGCUUCGACGGUGGUCAACUAAGGUGCUUCGUCGGUGGUCAACUGAGGAAGGAAGCCGGGAAGAACAAACACGAAAUAACCACAAUGGGUCUUCUGGAUACAACACGUUUAGUGAUCCACCUGAAAUAGUGAAGACAUUGCCCAAGAAGGAUCUAACCGAUGAGGAUGAUAACUUAUGCAAGAUUUGCUUCGAUAGAGAAAAAAACAUGGUGUUACUCCCAUGUAGGCAUCAUAUCCUUUGCAGUACUUGCAGUCAGAAAUGUCAAAAAUGCCCUAUUUGCCGUGUUGUUAUUAAAGAACGCUUGGUCGUAUAUGAUGCAUAACUUAUAUCAACUAUUUUAGUGUUUAGUUCACCAGAAAAGCAUGUUUGGUUUGACCAUGUAAAAUCGCCAUUCGACAGGGUAAAUAUAUGUUGGUAACGUAUUGUUUGGUUAGUCUAUAGUAAAUGUUUGAUAUUCCGUUUAUGGAUAUUAUCUAUGUUUAUCGGUUUUGAAA